Messenger RNA from Centropristis striata (black sea bass), 9942 nucleotides. It is a transcript of the gene tacc2, whose product is annotated as transforming, acidic coiled-coil containing protein 2. Lineage: Eukaryota; Metazoa; Chordata; Actinopteri; Perciformes; Serranidae. The transcript has 19 exons. Bases 138 to 9029 code for a protein of 2963 amino acids. Gene Ontology annotation, biological process: cerebral cortex development; cell population proliferation; mitotic spindle organization. The record is from RefSeq and is a predicted model, not a curated record. Gene Ontology annotation, cellular component: cytoplasm.
CAGAAGCAGUGAUACUCACACACGAGAAUCAGAGCCCACUCUCCACCAGCCGGACUUGUGUGGGAGAGAGCAGCGUGGAGAGUGCCCUUGAAGAGGCUUUAGUGGUGGUAGCUGCGUUGCCACUGGCAACACCCACGAUGCCAGAAGUGAUAGAAAGCGAGGGAGAGGGAGGAAGCGUGAGGCGUGAUUCACUGGAGAGGAUAGCUACUGUAACAAACGAAGAGAGUGAGAAAGCAGUAAGGGAGAAAGAUUUGGAAGGAAUAGAAAAGUGUCUCAGCUCUGCAGACGGAGAGAAAGAAGGACUCCUGGACAGCCUUCCUCAGCUUGCAUUAAUCUGUUCACAGGGAAAGUGCUCACUUGCAUUCUCAGCCAAAGAGGGACAGGCUGCAUCUGAGGAAAGCUGCAGCAGCAAAAUGCCACACAACUCGGCUGAGACUGAAAUGAAGGGACCGAGAGAGACAACCGUUCGCAGUGCAGAGAUCUCACCAGCUGAAGAGGGAGACAGAGAAAAGGAGCCACUACGGUUGGAAGCCUUUAUCAAUACUUCUCCCUUUGGGUUACUUACUGGUCCUGAUUGUCAGGAUCACUGUGCUGCGGGAUUGGAGGGAGGAGGAGGAGGAGGAGGAAGAAGAGGAGGAGGAGGAGAGGAGGUGGGAGAGAAAGCAGGGCUGGCUAAAGAGCACAGUUCAUUCAGCCAGCCAGGAGGCUCUGCUAGUGGGGUGUCAUCAGCUGAGACUGAGACGUGUCCGCCCACCGAUGUUGCCGAGUCACAGCUGAAGUCACAGAGCUGGAGUGAGCCGAUUGCAACCAUCUCUGAGAGCAUCUGCACUGAACAGGACCGUCUCUCUCACCCCUGCCAAGAGCAGCGUGGCGCAGCAAUUUCACCUCUCCCCACUUACCCUAAACAGAGCUCCAGCAAUACAAACGCAGGGGCAAGGGCUGAGCUCAAACUGAAUUUGAUUUCAGAGGAAGCACUGUCUUUGGGACACACUUGUAAGGAGUCAUCCAUCACAGAGACAGAGAGAAACUGCAGCCAAGUCUUCCUGCCUUUAAUCUCACCUCAGCCUCUGACUACUACACAACAAAUCCCAGUCGAGCUACAAGCAAGCAACAAUCAACAGGUUCAGCCUGAAAGUAGCACAACAGAAACCAGGACACCCGAAAGUGCAGCCGAGUUCCAAGCCCAGACCCGGAGAAAAAAAGGUGCUAUGUCUGGAGUCGGUGUGCACGUAUGUGACAGCAGCAGAGGCAACAACAGAGUUCAUUUCGCGGACACUGUGAAACAAGAAGACAGUUCCUCUGUGGAUUUCAGGAUCACGUCGGUUAUGGACUGUGCCUCUUUGCCUCCGCUGACUGUACAUGAGAGUUUGCACCAUCCCGUAGUUGAGGCCAGCUACAUCUUCCCAGACUUCCUCGACUUGAAGAAAACAGAAAUGCCGGAAAAUGUAGUUCCUGCUAAGGUUGAACUAGCAAUACAGGGCUCAGACAACUUUUCAAAGCCACAGAAAAAUGUCCAGUUGGAUAAAGACGAGAAGGGGACUCAAGAUACCAAGGAGAAAAUUAACAUAAAUCAGUCAGGUAACGACAACUUGGAGACAAACACUGUGGAUUUACAGUCUGAAGCCAGCAUAAAUCAGCCUCCAUGUCUUACCAAGAAGAAUCACACUGAUGACCUUUCACAAACAGCAGAUAAUGCCGUCUCUGUGGCCGAUCAUCCAACAUCUGAGCAGGUGUCAGCAAAGGUGACGAAGCAAUUAGAGGCAGAAACGGAUAAGGGUGCCAUAAAUCUGUGUAUGUCGACUGAGAAAGACACAGAUACGUUACAUGCUGAGUCUAAAGGCUCAGUCGAGACUGGCCAUCCUUUAAUAGGUGAUGCGACUGAAGGUAACCUACAUCCUCUCUCCUCAUGUUCUGUGCUUCCAGCUGAUGUUACCUGCAAGCCUUUAAGUGAUGUAUCGAUUGACUUACCUGUUGGGCAGCUCUCAGACCUUGAUCCCAAUUCAAAACCGGAAACUGUGACCUUGACCUGCACGUCCUCUCUUCAGACAAAGCCCAGCGACCCCAGUUUUCAGCCUCCCACCCAAUUAGAUGAAACACCACCUUCUGAACUUGUUACCACUGAUCUCAUGAAGGCUAGUGACAAGUCUCAGCCCACAACUCAGUCGGCUGAUCCGACAAGGGAUGAAUCAGCUGAAGUCACAGUGUCUGACCAGUCAAUUCCUGUUAUCGAGCAAUGUGAUUCUUCUUUUGUGCUGCGGCCUCCUGGUCCAAUGUUGAGUCAUUUGGAGUUCAUUACUGACAGUGAUAUCUCUGUUCCUGAGCAGAUAGAUAAAGGCAACACUGAUGGCGACAGCACCAAAGUCUCUGGAAAAGUGGAUGGCAACAAGAGCAAGGAAAUGACAAAGACGUCUUUAGAACAGGAUCCGGCGCAUGGUCAUGUCAGCGUUAAAGCAGAUGAGAGUGAAAUAAGAAAUGAUAGUAAAGAGUCAGACGUAAAACUUGUCAAUUCUGUUGUUAAUAAUGAAAAUAUUCCAUUUUCACGAGAGGAAAUUCAGUCUCCUGCUCAGCCUCCUGCUGCAGUGGGUGUACUGGCAGAAGGUGGGUCUGAUAAUGUAAUUCCUCUAUCCCAAACUGAGCCAGACCCUAUUGGCAGUAAAACUGUAAUUUGCGAAGCAUCCAUUAAAGAUGACCUCAUUAUUGUCAGCUGCCCACGCAGCUCCGACCUGCCUUCAAAGGAGGCUUAUGAUGAAAUUAAACGAGACAAUGCGAACGAGAGAAUGGGCGAUCAGACCUUUGUGCUGUUUGCUGGGGAAAAGGAAAAAGUUAAAGAGGCAACAAUGGAUAAUCAAAAGGAAACAGCAGACAGUAGCAAGCUACAGACAGGAAAGACUGGCACAACACCACAACAGAGUAAUGAGCCAGAUAAAGAGGCAGUGGAGGAAACUGGAAACCUGCUGCCACCACAUAAACCGAAAGAACAAAAGGCUGAAUCACCAGUAGGAGAUAUAAAGGAGGAAGGAGAAAGGAAUAAUAGCAUUACAGCUAAAAGCCAGACUGCUUCCUUAUCUCCUGACAAACCUACAGGGUCAUGUGAGGAAAAGCUAAAUGCUGAGGCUGUUAGUGAACCUUAUGACCAGAGUUUGAGCCAAACUCCGACAGCAACACUGGAACGCAGCUCCGACGGGGACAUGGCACCAGAUUCAAGUGCAGCUCUUGGCCAAUCGCAGCCCACACCAGAGCCAAAUUGUUUUGCUCAGCAACAGGAGCAACAGCAGCAGAGUCUGGGAUCCAGACAUCCCACAGAGAAACUGUCAGGUGGCUGUCUAGAGGGGGGAGAAAAGACUAUCAGUCAGGUCAGGCAGACCCAAGCACUGAUUCCCGGGGUGAAAGGGGUGUCAGAGGGAGGAGACGGCUCUGUUGGGACUUUGUGUCAGUCAGGAAGCAGGGAUGAGUUGACAGUUGAUGACAGCAGUGGCAAUGAACGAGUGAUGGGUUUAGAGAAAGGCAAGGUAGAGGGAGCACAAGCUGUAGCAGGGGUUGACAGGGUUUAUGUGCCGUCUCACCUUGCCAGUGAUUUAAACGAGAGUGAAGGGGCUGCUGAGAGAAAUGCCUCGGCUGACAUUCGGAGCGUAACAGCUUGCUCUCACGUCUGCGAGACCAGACAGGGGAUAGAUGAGAAUAAAAGCCCCGUGUUAGGGGUAGUUGGGUUGGAUACAAACACUGAGUUUAUGAGUGAUCUGGGUGGGAAAGGUCAGCAAAAAUGCAAUUUAUCAGCUGCCCGUCAAGAUCAACAUGAAAAAUCCGAGACCUCAAAGAACACUGCUGUAUCUGUUGAGUCUGCAUCACAGGAACAUGAGACUUCACCUUCCAUUUCAUCAAAGGUCAUAACAGAUAAUCAUGGCAUUCAGCCAGCCGUUAUUCCAAGUGCAAAGCGGGCUGAAGAAAUGCAUGCAAAAAUAUUCAGUACUCUGGUUGAGCAACCAGAAACUGUGGAAAUGUAUUUUAGUUCUGCCACGGCUGUGAAAAGCAACAGUAGUGAAACUGAGGAGUGUGAAAAUCAGGAUACAGUGAGCAAGCCUCUCCAGCUACAAAGCUCCAAUAAAAUCUCAGCCACACAAAGCAGCCCAGUAGUACAAACAGCCAUAAAAGGCCCUGGUGUAGAGGAGAUCACAAAGGAAGAUAAAGCAGCUUUGGACAAGGAGAAAGCCAGCAGCGAGGGGAAGGGACAAAGUGUGAUAAAAGAGAUGAACAAUGAAGCAAUGAAAAAACAGGAGGUCAUAAAUCAAACCGGGAGUGUUAAUGUCAAUGCAACAGAACAUGACAGUGACAUAAUUCCUGAUGUUAUCACAGUCCCAUCUGUUGUUUUAUCAAAGCAUCAGGAUGAUUUUGCACCUGCAGCCCCUGCCCAGUUAGAGAAACCACACGAUCAGGUGUCAAAGCCGCAAGAUGAUCUUACAGCAAACCCCAUUGUUGUUGCUUCCUGCUGUGAAGGAGAAUCACCUGAAAAAGCUCCUGUUAAACAAGUGGUUGCCGAUGUGCCACAGAGUCCUGCUCCCGUACAAACAGCUCGAGAACCAGAGACAAACUGGAUACAAGCUCUAAAAGAAGCUGCAUCCCUUUCUCAGAGUAAACAACAGGUCUCAAGACCCCUCCCAUCUUUGGAGUCUCCUCAACUCGAGUUUCUUACUCCGACUGAGGAGAUAUUUGCUCCUCUGAAACAGGAGGAGAUCCCACAACUGGAGCAAGCAGCUGAGACGACAACAGAGAGCCCACCUCUGAAUCUUUUGAAGAAGCCGGUGGAUCUUCCUUUAAAGAAGACGAUAGAGCUCCCAGAACCAACAAGAAAGAUAGGAGAGCUCCCGGAACCAAUACAGAAGUCAGUAGAGCUUCAAGAACCACCGCAGAAGACAGUUGAGCUCUCAGAACCAACAAAGAAGACAGUAGAGCUCUCAGAACCAACACAGAAGACAACAGAAGUCCAAGAACCACCGCAGAAGACAGUAGAGCUCUCAGAACCAACACAGAAGACAACAGAAGUCCAAGAAACACCGCAGAAGACAGUAGAGCUCUCAGAACCAACAAAAAAGACAGUAGAGCUCCCAGAACCAACACAGAAGACAGAAGAGCUCCCAGAACCAACAAAGAAGACAGUAGAGCUCUCAGAACCAAUUCAGAGCACAAAAGUAGAGCUUUCAGGAGAAACAAAUAAAGAAGAGCUCUCAGAACCAACCAAGAAAGAAGAAGGACCUCUAGAAGAGCUCCUAGAACCAAAAAGAGAGCCAAUAACGACUUCAGAAAUAGCAAAAGAGCCAGCUGAGCUCCUGGAACCAACACAGCAGACAGUAGAACUCCCAGAACCAAUACGGGACACAGAAGUAGAGGUACCAGAAUACACAAAAAAAGAAGAAGAGCCUCCAUUAAAGCUCCCAGAACCAAAAAGGGAGCCAGUAAUUUAUUCGGAAAAAGCAGAAGAGCCAGCUGAGCUCCUAGAACCAACAAAAAGCACAGCCGAGAUCCCAGAACCAAAGAAAAAUGAAGAACCAGAACCAACAAAGACGACAACAGACUCCCCAGAACCAGAGAAGAAGCUGAUCGGUGAGCUGCCAGAGAAGCAAGUGGAAAAACCUGUAGAGAUCCCACCUGAGGAGCUGUUUGAAGUGCCACCUGAGGAAACAGCAACAGUCCAGGAUCCUGCUGAGGAGCUACAGGACAGCGGGUCCUCCCUCGCUGAGCAGGCGGAGAGAGGUGACCGUGCCCCUGCCUUUCCCCCACCUCCUGACUCCGAAUUCCUGCCUGCCUUCCCUCAUCACCUCCAAGACACCACAGAGUUCCCCACUCCUCCUCCUACACCCCCUGAGCGGCACUCUCCCGCAGCUCUACCAACCCCACCUGCAUCUCCCAGCUUCCCUCCCCCUCCUCCUCCUGCCUCCCUUCCUGAACCUCCUGCUCACCAGUGUGAAGACCACUGCCCUGCUCCUGCACCCUGCCACCCUCCUUUAAGGAGUUCAGACUCUGAUGGAGCCUUUGAGACCCCUGAAUCCACAACUCCUGUGAAGGCAGUUUCUCCUAUAGAUCCCCCAACCCAGCAACUAACGCUUGAUGACCAAGUAGCAGACACCUCAGUCUGUGAUCCAGACUCUGUAUUGACUUCAGCUGAUGGACCACGCCGUUCCCCAUCCAUUGUUUUUGAUGAGAACAAACCAAUUGCAGCCAGUGGCCAAUACAACUACGAUGCUUUGGGUGGAGAUUCAGCAAAUCAUACUCUGACCCGUUCGCUCAGCCUCCAGGGAGGAGAACUAGACAGUGCUGGUCUGUUGGACGGAUCAACAGUGGGAGGCUUCCGUCCACAUUCUGAAUCCUUCAGCGUAGGUACUGAAAGUGCCCCAGGGACACUCCACAGGCCCAAGAAAGUCCGUACUGGCUCUCUGAAGAAGAAACCUCUUCUUAGACAGAACUCCAACCCAGAGAGUCCAAGGCCAGCGUCAUCCAGCAGCACCCCAGAGAUCAAGAAGCGGGGAAAGCCUCGAACUGCCAGCCCCCUUCAGCCUCAGGAGGAAGCAGAGGGAGGAUCGGCAACCCCGAGCCCAGGAGGAACCCUCCGCAGAGCCAGGAAGACCCGUGUGGAGACUCCUCCUCCUCUGCCUGAGGAGACCAAUCUUACCAGGCAAGAGGAGAGCCUUGUUAUCCCUGCCUUACCCUUGUGCCAGGAGGAGACUCCUCUUCCUGGUAGUCCAACAGUCAGAGACGAAUCCCCCAUCCCCCCCAGUACCUCCUACAAAUGGGAUCCAGAUAAUUUUGAAAACAUCGACCCUUUCAAUACUGGAGGGAGUAAAAUUGCCAAUUCCCCUGUUCUGGGUCGUAAAGAUCCUCUGUGUGCCCCCAUUGCCAACCCUCCAGAGAGUCCCUGUGUCCCUGCUGCGGAACCCUGUCCGCCAACUCCUCCUCAAGAGCCGAUCACCAACCCUGAAGAGCAACCCAUCCUACCAAAGCGUCAGUCGGUAAGGCUGGAGUUUGACUACUCUGAGGAGGGCAGUGAGGCUGGUCACCAGGCCUCUCCCCCACCCAAGAAAGUGGGCAAGAAGCCCGGUGCCAAGAUGCCUCUGAGGAAACCAAAGCUGGGGCUGAAGAAGGCCCCUCCAGCGCAGGUGGAGCAGCUGGACAACGAUCCUCCACCAACUCAAAAUGGCAACGAGGAAGAAAUCCCUGUUCCUGCAGUCUCUUACAAGUUUGAACCAGACAAGUGGGAUGAUCCGAACUUCAAUCCAUUUACUUCGAAGAAAGGCAUCGGCAACUCCCCCAAACUAUCCAGGCCAUCUUAUUCUUUUGACCCCAGUAACUUUGAUGACUCUGUAGACCCUUUCCAGUCCUCCAAUAAGAUGGCCAACUCCCCUCCCAAGGCCUCUGCCUCUUUUGACCUGUCAUCCAAUGACUAUGAAAAUGAAAAUGACAAUGACAACAUUGGGGAACUGGAGGACCAAAACCUGAACAAACCUGCCAAGAAGAAGAAAACUCCUAUCAAAUCUAAUACUUUCAGAGUGAAGAGGUCGCCAAAGAAAUCACCAAUGUCUGACCCAUCACAGGAUCCUACGCCUACGGAUGAAGCUCCCUCCCUACACCCACAGGACGACCAUGCCACAGAUGAGGAGAAGCUGGCCUCCUCCACCAGUCACAAGUGGGCAGCCUUGCACGACAUGGAUGCAGAUCUGAACUCUGACCAGCAAGACUUCCCUCAGCCGUGUGACCUUACAUCCUUCGUUAACGAGAACAGUCUUCCUCAUCAGACUGCAGUGCAAGACUAUGAAAUUGAAUACAUGGAGAAGCUUGGCUCCACUUCGCCUCCACUGUCUGUGAAGAAGCCAUCUUUGUACUUAAACUUGGACUCAGUAUCUGACAACUUAACCAAGAAUUCGUGUGCAAAUGGAUCUGAGCCCAGCUCCCCCUGCACAGGGAGUUUCGAGGAGAUGGAGGCCCAGAUAACAGCGGGUAUGAAGACGCCGGUGCUGAGCUCCCGACCUGGCCCUGAGGGCUCUGCUGGGGACAAGGGAAGGAAGAGAGAAAGCGAGGCUCUCAGCCGAACACAGAGCACAGAGAGGGAUGAGCAGCCCCCAAGCCAGGGCCCCAUGGAGGCCCCUGCUCCUGCCCUGGCCUUGCCCCUGUUAGACAGGCUCUCUGAGUGUGACGACCUCCUGCAGUACCUGGAGCCUGACCUGGCUGAGACCAACCCCACCGCAUUCGCCCAAAAACUACAGUCUCGACUCAAGAAACCCAGCACUCGGAGGUGGAAUAUCAACGGUUCACCCUUACUCAAACACAGAGACAUCUCAUCUCCAGUAGAGAGUGCCGUGUCCAAGAACUCACUGUAUACCAGGACCACCACCACCAGCUACAUUGAAGGGGAGAGUCCCCACCUGCCUAGAGAGCUGGAUCACUCGCUGGGAAUUGCACGAGAGGAGAUCGUGUCAAAGGAGAAAGAAGUGCUGGAGUGGCAAAGGAAGUAUGAAGAGAGUCGACAGGAAGUGGUGGAGAUGAGGAGGAUUGUUGCUGAGUACGAGAAAACGAUUGCACAGAUGAUAGAGGAUGACCAGAAAGAGAAGUCUCUCUCACACCAUACCAUCCAGCAGCUGAUCAUGGAGAAGGACCAGGCCUUGGCCGACCUCAACUCCGUGGAAAAGUCUCUUGCCGACCUCUUCCGACGUUACGAGAAGAUGAAAGAAGUCCUGGAGGGCUUCCGCAAGAAUGAAGACGUUCUGAAGAAAUGCGCUCAGGAGUAUCUGUCCAGGGUCCGCAAGGAGGAACAACGCUAUCAAGCCCUAAAGAUUCAUGCAGAGGAGAAACUGGACAAGGCCAAUUCAGACAUAGCUCAGGUGCGGGCCAAGGCCAAGCAGGAGCAGGCCGCCCACCAGGCCAGUCUGAGGAAGGAGCAGAUGAAGGUGGACUCUCUGGAGCGAACUUUGGAGCAAAAGAACAAAGAGAUCGAGGAGUUGACAAAGAUCUGUGACGAGCUGAUCGCCAAGAUGGGGAAGAGUUAGCGACCACACCAUCCCCAGGCCAAAGCUCACAGAGAAGAGGAGUGGUUGUGGAAAAAACCACUUCGAAAUUGAAGAUGAUCAGUAAUAUCUACCACACUUCCACGGACUGAUGGACAUUUAGGCCAAAAUGGUCUUGGGGUUAAAUUUCCUACUGACAUUGUGUAUACAGGAUCCACAGGAAUGGCUUCCUCCUUAUCAUUCUGUACAUUUUUGAUGUGUCAGUGUAUCGUACUGUAUCAGGGGUCAGAUUUUAGAAAAUGUAUCAUAUCACUGAUGAGUGCGUCUGUGCGUGUGAAUGUGUGUAUGGUAAUGAGAAAGCGAGAGCAUUGUUUGUGGGUUAAAUUAUCUAAAAUGAUGUUGCCAUGACAGCCACUGAGGGAGAAGACUGUUUACCCGUUCCUGUUGUUGUUUCCUCCUGAUUCAAGAGAAAGAUAGACUUUGAAAAAGAGUACCAGAAAUUUAGAUUCCUUCAUAAAAUGUUGAUACACCACUAAGAGAACACAAACUAUCACAAUAGCUUACUGCAUGUGGGAAACAAAAGAAAGGAGAACUUAUAAUGUUUAAUGUUUGUAUAUAUUGUAGGAAAUUCCAAGUAUGAAAAUAAACUCCAAUGCAUUUUUGAUAGUUAUUCUGUCAUCCUCGGCCUGCUUCCCUCAUGUAACCUUGUAGAUAUUUGUCAUACUUGUCACAGCUUUCUCAAUGAAAUUGUGCGACUAUUUUUUGGGAUUUUAUUUUGAUAUAAAGCAAACUAAUCGUGACCUUAUUCAGUUGUGACAAGGAGUAAUUUAAUUUUGGAUGGAUAUGUCCUAGUUCUGUCAUGGUUGUUGUGUCACACUGAGGAAUAACUUUUUCUGCACAGCUGCUGUACAGCAUCUGCUUACAAAGUGCAAUAAAAGAUGGCAAUACAGCACAA